Lycium barbarum (goji berry) is the source of this 618-nucleotide messenger RNA. RefSeq lists its product as uncharacterized. Bases 1 to 618 code for a protein of 205 amino acids. The record is from RefSeq and is a predicted model, not a curated record. Lineage: Eukaryota; Viridiplantae; Streptophyta; Magnoliopsida; Solanales; Solanaceae. The transcript has 2 exons.
AUGGAUUCAUCAAAGAAAAUCCCUUCAGAGAUUGAAGAAGAAUCUCCAACUUCCACACUAACCACAGAUUCACCAAAAAUCCAAGAAGAAGAAAAAGUUAACAACUUUGAGAACAGUUCUUCUUUUUCAUCAAAUUCUUCUACUUCCUCUGCUUCUUUUGGCUCAAUGAAAAUCAAGAAGAAAACAGAUGAUCAUCCGAAAUUGAACAAGAGUAGAAGCUACUCAAAUGGGGCUUCAAGUAUUUUCAGGAAUUUGAUAACUUGUGGGGCUGUGGAUACUGAUAAAUUUGGAAUUGUUCCACUUAGAAAAAAUAAGACUUCUUUAACUGCUUCUGGUGAAAAAACAGUGAGUUUUUCUUCAGAGAUUUGUAAAUCAGAGAAACUUAAAGGGUCUCAAAGGAUUUUUGGUAGUACUUGGAAUCAGCAAACUAAUGGAAGGAAAAGCUUGGAAUUUUGGUAUUGCUUGGAAUCAGCAAACCGUGAUGGGGCAUUCAAUUCGUCAAAGAAUAAAAGUGAAUUUGGCAGUCGUAGAUCAGUUUCUGCUAAUCAUAAGCCAAUCAAUGGAAGUAGAUCUCACAAAUCGAGGGCGGCAUUCAGAGGGUCCAGGCAAGGGAAGUAG